This is a messenger RNA of Nematostella vectensis (starlet sea anemone), 4017 nucleotides long. RefSeq names its product neuropeptide FF receptor 1. Gene Ontology annotation, cellular component: membrane. Gene Ontology annotation, molecular function: neuropeptide Y receptor activity. Bases 1016 to 2185 code for a protein of 389 amino acids. Gene Ontology annotation, biological process: G protein-coupled receptor signaling pathway. NCBI's taxonomy places the organism in Eukaryota, Metazoa, Cnidaria, Anthozoa, Actiniaria, Edwardsiidae. The transcript is spliced from 3 exons. The record is from RefSeq and is a predicted model, not a curated record.
CUUACAGUACAUAUGCCCUAAUAUCAUCGGUGUUUUCUUCAAACACGUUAGAAGUUUAUUAAAAGCUCCCGCUUAUGUCAAUACCAUUACACGCACAAUUUAUUCUUGAGUGAGAUAUUUUUUUAGGAGACCAGACAUUUCAGGGGAGCUAUCAGCCUUUUGGAAGAAAGAUGAACAAGAGUUCGAAUGGUAGCCGUUGCUACCUUUGAUCCUGUCUGCUGUACCGGAUGAUUAGUUGGCAAAUUUGAUUUUAAAAUGCUUCUAUUUCUUUACUUUUUCUCAUUCUUGUCAAAAACUUAGCUACGGCACGCUCGGCCAAAAUUUCUAUUGAACAAUAGCCACAAAAUAGCUUGAAAAGCUUCAUCAACUGAACAAUUUUUAUUAUUGAUUCUAGUCCAUAUGUGUUUACACGACCUAGGAAGACACGCUUCAAGUUUGGCUUUUCGUGUUCUUUGAUCUAUAGUGAUGAACUCAAUUUGAUAACACCAGAGAGCCACAGAGUAAACCUUGUGAUAAGCGCCAACUUAAUUUGUAUGGCAGUAGUUCGGAGGUGUUCUCAGUCGUCUAUAGACUACCGCCACUCAUGUCUUUGUAGUUGUAGAGCUGUGAAUCUCUAUCCACCAGUUGGAUUUGGAGAGAGAAGUAACCGCUACUUAGCUUGCUUUUUGUUGCUGCAAUUCGUAUUUAGAUUUUGUCGCAAAGGUAAGCUGUCUUCCUAUGACCUCUUUUUUUUCAGUUAGGGAUUUCUUUAUGGAGUUAGAGAUUUCUUUUUAUUUUAUUAUUCCUUUUUAUUUAUCACAUUUUUGGUCUCUGAUUUUUCUUUUUUUUUUUCAAUCGAACUCAGCCUAUCGCUUCUUUACACUUUUUGUUCUCAAAUUUACUAUUCUCUAUAUUUGUUAUUUUAUAUAUUUUAUUUAAACAGGCUUAGUCACUAAUCUAAUAAUAUGGCCAUCAGAGGGGGCGAGAAUUAGAGGAUUGCUGGCGCGCUCCCAGACGAGGACGUCGAGUCGAAAAGAUGUCGAGGCUAAGUAUGACGUCCAAUACAGCUACAGGGAUAAAUCUAACAAGGGUGGAAAAUGGAUUAAACGGCACAGCAACGUCUCCCGUCAUGAAUAUCGAGCUCUUCAGGAUUAUAAAACUGGUUCUGUACGCUGCUAUUUUUCUUAUCAGUGCUGUUGGUAAUACAAUGGUCUGCGCGAUCAUUGUACGACGCAAGAAAAUGAAGACCGUCACGAAUUACUUCAUUCUAAACCUUGCGGUGGCCGACCUGGCGUUGACUUGUAUUUGUAUUCCGUUCGAUAUCCCUGUUCAGGAGAUGGGCUACAUCUGGCCUUACGGUGCCGUCAUGUGCAAGGUCUUGUACCCACUACAAACUCUAACUCUCUUCGCGUCUGUUUAUACGCUCACCGCGGUUGGAUUGACACGGUACUGGGCGAUUGUUCACCCGAUGAAGAGACAACUAAGCAUCACGCAGUCAAAGUUGGUUAUCGCUUUUAUUUGGCUGGGUUCUGUUGUACCCGUUUUUCCGUACGCGAACUCGCUGAAAUUUACCCGAGCGACGCACACCUGUGAAGAGUAUUGGAGCAGCAAAAAAGUGCGGGAAAUCUUCACCGCUGUGAUUUUCGUAUUUCAAUACGUUCUUCCAUUGGGAGUUAUUGGCACUGCCUACGCUGCCAUUGGUCGAGAGCUUCGUCGCCGCAAAGCAACAAAGUCUGGAAACCACAAGUUACGCCAUUUACAGGCACAGGAAGCCCGCAAGGUGGUUAACAUGCUUUCUGUUGUGACAAUGGUCUUUGCUAUCUGUGUUUUACCAAAUAACAUCAUGUGGCUCUGGUUAGAUUUUGGUGACGCCGAUCAAAAGGUUGAGUAUUUUUGGGAGAUAGUUGCGUUCUGUAACGUCGUGACGUUUGCGAAUAGCGCCGCUAAUCCGGUCUGCUAUACAGCGUUGAAUGAGACGUACAGAAGAGAGUUCAAGCGAGUUGUGUAUACAAUAUUUGGGCACGCCCACUUGAGGUUAAUCUUACGAAGUAUAAGCUCCAGGACUACUUCUUUCUUCACGACAUCGACAAAAUCGAACAUCGCGAAUUUCUGGAAGGAUGACUGUCUUGAUGAUUCCCCGGUAGACGCCGCCAACAGACAGAGAUGUCUAGAGGCGGUCAACGGGUAUACACCUACACAAGUGUAACAUAGAGAGCAUGCACAUGGGGGUUAUAGAUUAUAGUAAAACCAAAUCAGCAUUAUUCUAAGGCUAUUAUGGUUACAGUUCAGUGGCCGACCUAGGGGGUGGGAGGUCCCUGCAAGUUUACGGGAGAUUCCGUGCCUGUUUACCUGAAGAUUCGUAACCAGACACCAUUAAAUGGCCAAAAUGCACGAGAAAAUUAUUGUAGCGGACUUCCAUAUAUGGUAUGCAAUCUCCUAAUAAGGCAAGAACCGGGGUGAAAAAAACUAAUGGCAACUUUUAAAACACAUAUGUUGAUAAAUUUUAUAUAUUGGUGCAUACCCCGCAAUUGAGUCCGUGCCCCUCCCCACCCCCGCCCCUAAAGACUAUCAUUUCUGCGAUACAUUCCAGAAAUCCAAUUUCGCCAAUUUUUGCUUUAUACAUAGCAAAUCCCAUUUUCUACAGUUGAUACAAUCUUGCAAAGAACUUCAGGACACUCUCUCACUCUCGGUAAACAUUUGUACAGAAAAGGGCUGUGAGCAGAAUAAAAAAAAUGUCAUGAUAUGUAACCCCUUACGAUAAAUCAGAAUUUGUUUGAUACACUAGCGAUAGUUUGCAUUCGUACAAACUGCACAAGGAUUUACUGCUAACAAUAUUGGCUGUUUGCAUAUUAGGAAAUGCUGAGAAGUUGUUAUGGUCAGUCGAACGAGGAAGUCCACAAAGAGAGAAUAACAAUGAAUUACUUGAUGAUCUCGAAAUAGAAAUACUUUAUUUUUCAACAAAAGGUGACGUCAUUGUAUAAGGUGACUUUAAUGCGCGACAUGAAGCUUUGCAGGAAUAUGUAUUAAACGAUGAUAACAGCUAAAACUUCUUCGAACUUCCAGAAGAUUUAUAAGACAGAUACAACAAAUCGCAGAAAUUCUCAAGACGUAAUCACGACAGAUAGCUGAGGGAAAAAUCUUAUAGAGCUUUGUACGGCUUUCAAUCUCAGAAUUCUGAACGGAAGAUCAGUUGGGGAUCUCGAGGGAAGAAAAACAUGUUUCAAAUAUAACGGAAGUAGCGUUGUAGAUUAUGUGAUUGCUUCAAAUAACAUCAUGAAUAGCAUUAACUAUUUUAUUGUCAAACCUCUGGAGCCACAUCCAACUGAUCAUUGCUCUCUAUCUUAUGCUUUAUCUGUCCGGAGCCCAUCAAAGGGUGCAUAGGCAGAGAGGACAGACCAAAAUGAAGGAUUAACAGAAUUUAAAAGACUUAUCUGGAAGGACGGAAUACAGGAGAAAUUGAAAGAGAUUUUAGUUUCUAAUAAUAUGCAACAAAAACUAAGCGACGCACUUAAAAACCAUAGCACAGAGACAAUGACCGCUCAAUUUACGCAAGCGCUUAGAGAGGCAUGCGAGGCGGCGGGCACGAAGUAUCAAAACACAAAAACGGUAAACAAUCAGAACAGCAAACCAUGGUUUGACGAGGAAUGUAAAAUAGAAAAGGAAAACAUUCGCUCGCUUGGAUACCGAAUCUCGAAAGAACCAAACAAUCAUUCUUUAAGAGAUGCUCUGAAUCGGGAAAGGAGAAUCUUUAAAAAAACGUGCAAAAGAAAAAAAGAAAAUCAUUACGCGAACAUAAUCAAUAAUAUCGACUUUAGAAAUUCUAAGUCUUUAUGGAGACAGUUGAAAAAAUGUUUCCACAUCGGUAAGUCAACAAAAGCGUCCCCAAUUGAGACUGAAAAUGCGGGAAAAUUUUUUCAGCACUUCAAAAAUUUGAAUGCAACAAAUGGAGCACAGCCCAAGCAAAACGGACGAAUAGAUCAUGGGAACUAUCGGGAGGGGCCCCUGGACUACAGAAUAAGCGAGGAAGAAAUUAUAAAA